UCUUACAGUAAUCACAGACACCCAAGAACCAAAACAAACCCGUGGAGUGUGCAUCUGUAGGAGACGCUUUGACAAAAUGGCUGGAACAAUAUUCAUCAGAUCAUUCAUUGUUCUCUGCAUGCUUAUUCAUGAGGCAAUAUGUCAAGAUUGCUCUCAGCCCUGUAACUGCCCAGCUGAGACCCCUUUAUGCACUGUAGGCACCAGUCUGGUGCUGGACGGCUGCAGCUGCUGUAAAGUGUGUGCCCGACAGGCAGGGGAGCCAUGUUCUCUCCUGGAGCCAUGCGACCACCAUAAGGACCUGUAUUGUGAUUACAGCGUGCUCAGUGAUACUGAAACAGGCAUCUGCAUGGCUCAAGAAGGUCAGACGUGCGACCUGGGUGGUGUAAUCUACCGCAGCGGUGAGACGUUCCAGCCCAACUGCAAGCAUCAAUGUGUGUGCAUAAAUGGAGAGAUUGGCUGCGUACCAACCUGUGCAAACAACAUACAGCUGCCCUCUCCUGACUGCCCCUACCUGCGACGUAUCCAGAUCCCUGGCAAGUGCUGCGAGGAAUGGGUGUGUGACCAGAUCCCACAAGAAGACUCCUUCCAGUCAGCAAUGGCUGGUAGGUCAAUUGCAUAUAGAGAACUGUCGACUCAAGGAGUCCAGCCUGAGAGCGCAAGGGACAACUGCAUUGUUCAGACCACUGAAUGGAGUGAAUGCUCCGCUACAUGUGGAAUGGGCAUGUCCUCUCGCGUGACCAAUGACAACGAGCGGUGCCAGAUGGAACGGCAGAGCCGCAUCUGUAUGAUUCGCCCCUGCCAAGCAGAACUUGAGAAGGACAUCAAGAGAGGCAAGAAGUGUGUUCGGACCCCAAAGAGCCAGCGAGGGAUGCGUUUCGAGCUGUCUGGGUGCCAGAGUGUACGGGUGUACAAGCCGAAGUUCUGCGGGGUGUGUACAGAUGGCCGCUGCUGCACGCCUCACACCACCAUCACAAGCGAUGUGGAGUUCCGCUGUCCUGAGGGAGACACCUUUAGAAGGAAGAUGAUGUUCAUUAAGACCUGCACCUGUCAUCAUGACUGCCCCCGUGAGAACGAUAUCUUCCUCGCCUCAAGCUCUCGGAGAAUGAUUGGGGACUAUGAUAAUGACAUGUGAGGCUUUCAGUGUAACACACCCUAUUUAGUAGAUGCUCACAAACACACAUAGGCCUACUGGCUAUGUUCGGAAUAGCAUACUGCCAUACUAUUACUUUUUUUGCAGUACAUAGUAGGUAUUCUGUCGACAGCAUGCACGUGUGGAAUUCCUAGAUGAGUUGCCAUAAUGCCCAGUAUACAAUACAUAUUUAACCGUUUAGAUUUUCAAGACUCGCUGAAUUAAACAUGCAACGUGAUGAGGUCAUGUGACAACAAUGUACUACUGUUUGAAAUGUUUCUUGUCGCAUAAAAUGUGCCGUUUCGUUUUUUAAAAAUAGUAGACAGCAUACGAUAUUUACCGCACUGCAUUCAGUAGUAAUAUGGUAGUUUUCCAUUCCAAACGUAGCGACUGACAAUCUACCACAUGAGGCAGCUCCCUGUUCCUCCUGGACCCUGAAAUUCUCACUACCUGUUAGCAUGACAAACUAGAAUGUUUGAUAUGAAGAGGGCCUUUACUAUGGCCCCACAAUCCUUUUCUUCUCUUCCUUGUGAUGCUCUGAAGUCAUUUGGCUGUUUGACUGGUCAUGCACAGACUAUGGCAGACCUAAAGCACUGAAAACAUUUGAGACGUUUUGGACAUAAAGUUCAUGUAUAUGAGGUCACUUCAAAAACUACGCGAACAGAUUGAAAUAACAGUAAUGUAAUCAUACAAUUUAUAUGUAUUUUUCUGUAUGCUUAAUUUGUAAAUUGUCAUAGGGUCAUCUUUAUUUAGGAUUUUUAUUUGAUUUUAUAAUGAGGAAUCAUGUUUUAUAAUUGCCCUUAAUAACUCACUCUGAUUUCAGAGGUCACUUUUAAUGUCAAUGUUUAUCUAAUUGAACUCAAUCUUUCAAGUAUAAAAUGAGUCCCGAAGUUUUUUGGGAAGAAAAUAAUUCACUACAAAUGAGGCUCAGAUAAUAAGAUACUGUCAAUUAUAUUGUUUACUGUUUAUUUAAUAAAAAAACGAGUGGAAAGGAAUUCCACAAAGACAAAUACACCUUGUGUAAAUACUGUAAGACCGUGUACAGUUUGUACUAAUUUAUGUAACUGUUGUUUAACUCUUAAAUGUAGUUUUGUAUUUGUACUGUACUACACUGUAUUAUCAUUGUAACGCCCUGGCAAUAAUACCAGUGAGUUGUUUUCUGAUGCACUUUUUUUGUUUUUC
Messenger RNA from Triplophysa rosa, 2311 nucleotides. It is a transcript of the gene ccn2b, whose product is annotated as cellular communication network factor 2b. The transcript has 5 exons. NCBI's taxonomy places the organism in Eukaryota, Metazoa, Chordata, Actinopteri, Cypriniformes, Nemacheilidae. The coding region runs from base 77 to 1132 and encodes 351 amino acids. The record is from RefSeq and is a predicted model, not a curated record. Gene Ontology annotation, cellular component: extracellular region; extracellular matrix. Gene Ontology annotation, molecular function: heparin binding; integrin binding. Gene Ontology annotation, biological process: cell adhesion; signal transduction.